AUGUCGACCUCGGUGGAUGCCCCUCACCAACACAAGCAGCCUUCGCGCAAAGGCAAGAAGGCCUGGCGCAAGAAUGUCGAUGUCACCGAAGUGCAGGAGGGCCUGCGCCUUCUGAAAGACGAAGAGAUCAAAGGUGGGCUCGUUUCAGAAAAGCCUUCUGAAGAUUUGUUCACUUUGGACACCACGGGAUCGGAGGAGGUGCGAAGAUCAUAUGCCAAACGACACAAGCCGCUCAAGGCCGACGAGAUCCUCGCACAACGAUCUGUCAUCCCCGCCGUGGACUCUCGCAAGCGUGGAAACCUUAGCAUUACCGAUGGGGUCGUUGAGCCGAAAACCAAGAAGCACAAGAGCGAUUGGGUCAGCCGCAAGGAAUGGCUGCGCUUGAAGCAGGUGGCUAAGGAUGCCAACCCCACCAACAAGAAGACCGGCAACGAUCUGUACGACCCGUGGGCGGACGAUGUCGAUAACUCGGCCCCGGUCGAAGAUCCCCGGUUUGAUUUCUUGGAGAAGCCGAAACCCAAGGUCGCCCCAGACACAUUGCAACAUGCACCUAUCUCGCUCGCUGCGAAUGGGAAACCUAUCCCGUCGGUCCGGACGCCGCAUGGGGGAACCAGCUACAACCCCGUGUUUGAAGACUGGGACCAAUUGCUUGAAAAGCAAGGCCAGCAGGCUGUGGAAGCGGAGAAGAAACGUCUUGCUGAAGAGCAAAAAGAGCUAGAGAAACAGCGCUUGAUUGCCGAGGCCAAGGAUGACGACGGCGAGGUGAAGUCUGACGAUGAGAGCGCAUGGGAGGGUUUCGAGAGCGAGUACGAGAAGCCCGAAUGGCUGAACAAGAAGCGGCCUGAGAGAAAGUCCAAGACCCAACGGAACAAAAUCAAGCGGCGCAAGGAAGCCGAGCGGCAAGCCAAGUGGGAGACCAAGAUGUCACAGAAAGAGAACCAAGCUGAGCAAGCACGGCAAAUUGCGGAGCGGGUCAAGCAGCAAGAACUCGAGCGUAAUGAUCAGUCGGACGCCGACGACUCGGAAGAUGGCGAUGAGACGGUGCUGCGACGCAAGACCUUGGGAGGGAAGAACCGUGCUCCUGAGAAACCAUUGGAGCUUGUCCUGCCCGACGAACUGCAGGACUCUCUACGUCUGUUGAAGCCAGAAGGCAACCUCUUGGACGAUCGGUUCCGAACAUUAGUGGUGCAGGGCAAGCUUGAGUCUCGCAAGCCAGUGACUCAAGCUCGAAAGCCCAAGAGAAAGGUGACGGAGAAAUGGGGUGCCAAAGACUUCAAGGUCCCAGGGUUCGAGUGA
Messenger RNA from Penicillium alfredii, 1296 nucleotides. RefSeq names its product ribosome biogenesis protein NOP53. Gene Ontology annotation, molecular function: 5S rRNA binding. NCBI's taxonomy places the organism in Eukaryota, Fungi, Ascomycota, Eurotiomycetes, Eurotiales, Aspergillaceae. The record is from RefSeq and is a predicted model, not a curated record. The coding region runs from base 1 to 1296 and encodes 431 amino acids. Gene Ontology annotation, biological process: ribosomal large subunit assembly; rRNA processing. The transcript is spliced from 3 exons. Gene Ontology annotation, cellular component: nucleolus.